AUGGGUAGGACAGGAUUUCAAGGAAAGCAACACCCAUUUGCCAGCAUGAAGGUUUCGGCGUUUUUCUCCGCCUUCUGUGGCGUCGGGCUCCUCCUAGCUCUCAAUGCUGCCAGCGUGGAGUGUGCUCGGCACACGUCGUACACGCCGCAAACCUUGUUCGUGUUCGGGGAUUCGUUCGCCGACACUGGGAACCUUCCGCCAACGAAGGGCAACUUUGAGAUGUCGCGCCAAUGGAAGGCUCCCUAUGGCAUGUCAAACAGAGUCGACGGAUCGGGUCGGCGGCAACAACAUGCAACCGGCCGCUUCUCCAACUUCAUGGUUCAAUCCGAUUUCAUCGCGAAGAUGCUGGGUCUUCCCCAGUCCCCUCCGACAUACCUUAGCACGCCAGAUCUCCACUGCGACCCGUCGGGCAUGAACUUUGCCUUUUAUGGCGCCGGCAUGUUCCGCUUUCCCGGAGAGAUGAUGAUGAUGAGCGUUAGCGAGCAGGUCGACGUAUUCGAGAGCAUGAUCAAAGCCGGAACUAUCUCGCAUAACCACGUAACUCACUCUGUCGCACUCCUCGCCGUCUCUGGCACCGACUACAACCGCUUCAACGUCAGCGGCUUCAGCUCCGCGACCGAUUGCGUCGAGAAAGAGACGACCGAGAUCGUUGCGAUCACCCAGCGGCUGCAAAACCUUGGAGUGAAGAAGAUUCUGGUGAACAAUCUGCAGCCUCUAGGCUGCACUCCAUUCUGGUGCAGGCCGACCCUCUACCACGAGUGCGACGAGUUUGGCAAUGUCAUUGCGCUCGUGCACAAUAAAAAGCUGAAACAUAAGCUGUCAAGGAACAAAGGUAUCUUCAUAGUCGAUAUGUACACCGCCUUCAACAACAUCAUCGCUGACCAUGGUUCGAAGUCGUACAAGCAGUUUGAGGCGGGGCGGAAGCCGUGCUGCGAGGGCUAUGGUCCUAGGGUCUACUGUGGAGAGCAGCAUCCUCACACGGACUAUCUUUUCUAUCUGUGCAAGGACCCAAGCAAACGUUUCUUCUGGGACGAUACUCAUCCCACACAUGCCGGCUGGGAGGCCGUUAUGAAGCAGCUUGAACCAUCAAAGAGUUCUUAG
Molecule: messenger RNA, 1101 nt
Organism: Triticum turgidum subsp. durum (durum wheat)
Lineage: Eukaryota; Viridiplantae; Streptophyta; Magnoliopsida; Poales; Poaceae
Source: the annotation of a GenBank genome assembly